Oncorhynchus kisutch (coho salmon) is the source of this 9216-nucleotide messenger RNA. Its product is annotated as MAP/microtubule affinity-regulating kinase 4. The record is from RefSeq and is a predicted model, not a curated record. NCBI's taxonomy places the organism in Eukaryota, Metazoa, Chordata, Actinopteri, Salmoniformes, Salmonidae. Gene Ontology annotation, biological process: microtubule cytoskeleton organization; intracellular signal transduction; protein phosphorylation. Gene Ontology annotation, molecular function: ATP binding; tau-protein kinase activity. The transcript is spliced from 18 exons. Gene Ontology annotation, cellular component: cytoplasm. Bases 576 to 2690 code for a protein of 704 amino acids.
GACGCGAGAAGUGGCGCAUCGCAGCCAUCAGGGUUAUGAACAAUUCGGUGUUUUUCAUGCAAGAUACCCUCUGUUUUCCCGCGGAUUAAUGCAAUCGUCGUCGGUUGCAUGCAGCAAAGCGAUGGGGAAUUGAUAGAUUAAACAGUAGCCUAUUAUUAUGAUAAACGGAGACGCUCAUCCCAAAGCCGUAUAUUUGUUUUAUAUGCCGAAAUGAGGCAGGGGGCGGAAAGUCGCCGCAGAAACAGUGGGUUUUGGCCAAACAUCACACAGUUUCAGUCCAUAAUUGACGUUAAAUCGUGGGUUUGCGUUGCUUUUGGUGCAAAAUUACCGAAUUGUGCGAAUUUUGCCAGAGAAAUGCAGCUUGCUUGAAGACACCCCAGAUAUCGGUUGGCUACUGCUGCCAUGACAGGUAGAGGUCUCCUCUCGACUACGGCUUCGCCGGUUGGAGAAUAAACUGGUUGAUUGGGACGUGAUUGCAGCUACGGAACUGCCAAUGUCGGAUGUUAUUAUUAGUGGAGCCUGAUCCUGUAAAUAUAAACGCAAACAUACAGUAAUUCGGGAAAAACUCAGGGAAAAUGUCUUCUCGUUCUGCAUUACCGUCUGGAAACGACAGGGGCACGGACCAUCAUGUGUCUCUAGCCGCCAGUCGCUCAGACAAGGGCACUAGCCUGUCCAGCCGCUCACUGGGCGCCCGCUGCAGGAACUCCAUCGCCUCCUGCUCUGACGAGACUCCGCACAUCGGCAACUACCGCCUGCUUAAGACCAUCGGCAAGGGCAACUUCGCCAAGGUCAAGCUGGCCCGCCAUAUCCUGACGGGCAAGGAGGUUGCAAUAAAAAUAAUUGACAAAACUCAGUUGAAUCCAACCAGCCUACAAAAGCUCUUUCGAGAGGUUCGGAUAAUGAAAGGUUUAAAUCAUCCAAACAUAGUGCAGCUGUUCGAAGUGAUUGAGACGGAUAAGACCCUUUAUCUAAUCAUGGAGUAUGCCAGUGGAGGUGAAGUGUUUGACUACCUCGUAUCUCAUGGGAGAAUGAAGGAGAUUGAAGCCAGAGCCAAAUUUCGACAGAUCGUGUCUGCUGUCCACUACUGCCACAUGAAGAACAUUGUCCACAGAGACUUGAAGGCCGAGAAUCUCCUGCUGGACGCCAACGCCAACAUCAAAAUCGCCGACUUCGGCUUCAGCAACGAGUUCACACUGGGCAACAAGCUGGACACGUUCUGUGGCUCUCCACCCUACGCCGCCCCGGAACUGUUCCAGGGGAAGAAAUACGACGGGCCCGAGGUGGAUGUCUGGAGCCUGGGGGUCAUACUGUACACACUGGUGUCAGGAUCGCUGCCCUUCGACGGACAGAACCUCAAGGAGCUUCGUGAGCGCGUCCUGAGGGGGAAGUAUCGUGUGCCCUUCUACAUGUCCACUGACUGCGAGGGGAUCUUACGCCGGUUCCUGGUGCUCAACCCUACCAAGCGCUGCACCCUAGAUCAAGUCAUGAAGGACAAGUGGAUAAACGCAGGGUAUGAUGAGGAUUCCCUGAAGCCCCAUAUAGAGCCUGUCGAGGACUACAGUGACACUAGUCGCAUAGAGGUGAUGGUGGGGAUGGGCUUCACUCCAGAGGAGAUCAAGGACGCUCUGCUCAACCAGAAGUACAAUGAGGUUACCGCCACUUAUCUACUGCUGGGCCUCAAGAACGAGGAUGGCAGCGAGUCUCGUUUGGCCAGUACCCUGUCCUUGGCACGGAUCCGGCCCAGCCCCAUCACCAAUGGAACCAACAAACACUCCUCGGCCACUGCAGGCUCCUCUUCCUCCUCUUCCUCGCAUAGCAAGACCCAGCGCAGCACCUCCACCUAUCACAGGCAGCGGCGGCACAGUGACUUCUGCGGGCCCUCCAUGCCCGUCAUGCACCCCAAGCGGAGCCCCACCAGCACGGGUGACCGAGAGCUGCGGGAGGGGCGCAUGCCACCGCGUAAGGCCAGCUGCAGUGUGAUGGGCAGUCGCUCGCUGCCCCCCUCCAGCCCCAUGGUCAGCAGUGCUAAUAAUCCCAACAAGUCAGAGAUCCCCGACCGCCGCAAGGAGAUGACGGCCACCACAGUGAGAAACAGUGAGAACAAUAUCCCGGGAAGUGCUAUGACCCGCCGGAACACAUACGUCUGCACGGACCGCUCCAGCACCGACAGACACUCCUUGCUGCAGAAUGGCAAGGAGAACAGCUCGCUGUCCCACCGCCUACCCCCCACCUCCCCCUCCACCCUGAGCAUCUCCGGGGCCGGGGCCUCCUCCUCUGGCGAGCGCUGCCGUCUGACACGGGGCUCCACGAUCCGGAGCACUUUUCACGGGGGCCAGUUGAGGGACCGGGGCCCGCCCGUCUACUCAGCCCCGCCCACCUCCCCCACGCUGUCCCACCACGACGCCAGUCCACUGCCGCACGCCCGCAGCCGCGCCACUUCCAACCUCUUUACCAAACUCACCUCCAAACUCACACGCAGGGUCAAUCUUGACCCCUCUAAGCGCCAGGGCUCAAACAAAUCAGUCUCGGGUUGUACCCUUCCCCAGGGAUCAAAAACAGUUAGGUCACAAAUGAACCUGAGGGAAUCUGCCGAUCUGCGGUCACAAGGUCAGUAUAUGUCACAAGUCGCCAUUUACCUGGGCAUCAAAAAGCGGCCGAGCCCUGGGCCAUCGGAUGUGGCUGGGAUCUGAGGGUACCCCGGGGGCGGCGGGACCCAGCAGAGGUGGUGCUGGCUCUGCGGGAGGCGGCACGGGGCUGCGGCUGCCAGGUCCACCACGCCGGCCCCUUCCUGCUCUCCUGCACCCACGGGGCGUCCGGCGGUUGCGUGGCCUUCAAGGCAGAGGUGUGCCACCUCUCCACGGGGGGUGGUGCCUCCAACAAUAAGACUUCCAACGGGGUACGCUAUACACGACUUUGGGGAGCACCGCUCGUUUUCCGGGACAUCGCCAUGCAAAUCUCAAAGGACCUCGAACUCUGAAUAUAAUGGGGGUUGAGAAGGAUGGAAAGAGAAAUAUAGAGAAAGAGCGAUGUGGGGCUGGACUCAAGAUAAAAUACAUUUGCCCCUGUCUCUUACGUGGCUAUAGCACUACCCCCCUCCGCACCAGUCUCAACCUAACCACCCGCCCCCAUCGCCACACCACCCAGACCCAAAUGUACCCCCCGCGUCCCUCUCACCACUACAACUGAACAGCUUCACCCACUGGAACCUGAUCAGACAGGAAUCCAGCUUAAAAUGUUUUACUGUUAACUCUAGCCAUAAUGACUAUUACUUUUAUGAUUGGUAUCAUUGUCUUUUUUAACGAUCACCAACUCCGUACCGACAACAUCAAAAACAUUCUCGAAAACACUUCUCGCGUUUCGCCGUCUUUGACGCGCGUCACAGUACAGAUAUAGGAUCUUGAUUUGAUCACCCUGUUGCAGUAUAACAUUCCUGCAAUACAGGAAAUGUAAAACUUGUAGUGUAUUUGAGGUUUAAAAAGGCUUCUGAAGUUUGUAAUUUCCACUUCAAAAUUUCAGACUUUAUUUUCCCUUACGAAAAAUGUAUCAACCCAUAAAACAUUUCCAUGAAUUAUAAUCCACAAAAUAAUUCACAUUUCCUGUUGCUGCAGGAUUAUUUUCCUGCUGUAGCUAACUGGCUCAAAUUAAGAUCCUACAUCUAUGUAUGUAUUACUCUUUCUUCUCCCAUUUGAACAUUGAUACUGAUGAAGUGAUCAUCCAAGGACUUCUGUGGACGAUAUGCACAAAUAUGGAGACAGUUAACUCAAUGAUUUGACAAGCGGCAUCAAAGGUUACUCUGUUUUUCUAUUUGUGCACAGUAUAGGCGGGAUUGGAUUGUUGGGCAAUGACAGAGAAGUUGACAUGACACUUUGAACCAGCCAAUGGGAACCUUCAUAUCCAUUUCCACUAACAUCAUCAACUGAAAAAGGUAGUAGGUGGGGAUGUUAUCUCGGACACAUCAUGAAUCUAUCUCAGUUAGUCUUACUGCAUAUGACAUAAAUAAACUGGACUGAUAUAGGUUUCACUUUAGUAGUAUUGUACAAACCAAACACCAUAAUAAGCUAUUAUGUUAAUGUGUAAUGUCAGGCAGUAUACACUUUGGUACAUAUCAUGCUCCAUUUUAGAUAUCAGUGCCAAUACGAAAACUGAAUCUAUGUACAGUGCAUUCGGAAAGUAUUCAAACCCCUUGACUUUUUCAAAAUUCUUUACUUUACAGCCUCAUUCUAAAAUGGAUAAAACAUUUAUUUUUUUCUCAUCAAUCUACACACAAUACCCCAUAAUGACAAAGCGAAAACAGGUUUUUAGACAUUUGUAUAAAACAAAUAUAACAGAAAUACCUUAUUUACAUAAGUGUUGAGACCCUUCGCUAUAAGACUUUAAAUUUAGCUCCUGGAGAUGUUUUUACAACUUGAUUGGAGUCCAUCUGUGGUAAAUUCAAUUGAUUUGGAAAGGCACACAACUGUCUAUAUAAAGUCCCACAGUUGACAGUGCAUGUCAAAGCAAAAACCAAGCCAUGAUGUUGAGGGAAUUGUCCAUAGAGCUCCGAGACAGGAUUGUGUCAAGGCACAGAUCUGGGGAAGGCUACAAAAAAAUUUCUGCAUUGAAGGUCCCCAAGAACACAGUGGCCUCCAUCAUUCUUAAAUGGAAGACGUUUGGAACUACCAAAACUCUUCCUAGAGCUGGCCACCUGACCAAACUGAGCAAGAAUCCAAUGGGCACGACAGAGCUCCAGAGUUCCUCUUUGGAGAUGGGAAAACCUUCCAGAAGGACAACUAUCUCUGCAGCCCUCCACCAUUCAGGCCUUUAUGGUAGUGUGGCCAGACUGAAGCUACUCCUCAGUAAAAUGCACAUGACAGCCCACUUGGAGUUUGCCAAAAGGCACCUAAACUAUUUGGCCUGAAUGCCAAGCGCCAAUUCUGGAGGAAACCUGGCACCAUCCCUAUGUUGAAGCAUGGUGAUUGCAGCAUCAUGCUGUGGGGAUGUUUUUCAGUGGCAGGGACUGGGAAACUAGUCAGGAUCGAGGGAAAGAUGAAGGAUAGUAAGUACAGAGAGAUGCUUGAUGAAAACCUGUUCCAUAGGACAACAGGACAACGAUCCUAACAUGCUGACUAGACCGGACACGUCGCGUGCCCGAGCGUCGCAAAAUACAUUUAGAAAUCCAAGUUAUUCAAUUAUUUCACCCACACUGCUCGCGUGCACCAAUGAGCAUCUGCGAUGCCAAGGGCUAAAACAGGACUCCUUUCUAUUUCUGAUGCAGAUCGCGCUGCAAGUCCUGCCUCUUCCAUCUCCUCGUUGGUUUAUAGAAGCAGGUACCCACAUGCCAUCUCCUCAUUGGUUAUACCCGCGUGGGUGAUUGAAUGAUGAACUGUUGCCGGUUGUCGUGGUAAAACUACGAAAGUUUAGAUACCAAUCGCCAUAUAAAUUAAACGAUGAAAAGGCCUGGAAGGAGGAGAGAUGACUAGAAACAAAUCGGUUGGCUGUUUUAUGUGUGGAUUAAUUGUCGGCGUAGAGGACCUUGUGCCUUUCAGGUAAAAUAACAACUCGAUGUUUAUAUCCCAGGACAAAUUAGCUAGCAACAGCAAGCUAUCUAAAUAGGACAAAUUAGCUAGCAACAGCAAGCUAUCUAAAUAGGACAAAUUAGCUAGCAAGUGCAAGAUAACUAGGCUAAUUGCCAUACAUGUUUAAUGCUUUUCGACCUGUCCCCAAAUUAAUGUCAUUGGUUCAGAGUUUGUUUUGAUAUUUUAACCUGCGUGUCGUGAUCGCAUUUGGUGUAGGGGGACAAAAUAAAUGUAUGCACGAUAGCGCACGAGGGCGUACGAGCACAGCCGGUUUGGGUUCCGUGUUAAUCCCACAGCCAAGACAGCGCAGGAGCAGCUUCGGUACAAGUCUUUGAAUGUCCUUGAGUUGCCCUGCCAGAGCUCAGACUUGAACCCGAUCGCACAUCUCUGGAGAGACCUGAAAAUAGCUGUGCAGCGACGCUCCCCAUCCAACAUGACAGAGCUUGAGAGGAUCUGCAGAGAAGAAAUAGGAGAAACUCCGCAAAUACAGGUGUGCCAAGCUUGUAACAUCAUACCCAAAAAGAAUAUAGGCUGUAGUCGCUGCCAAAGGUGCUUCAACAAAGUACUGAGUAAAGAGUCUGAAUACUUAUGUAAAUGUAAUAUUUCAGUUUUUUAUUUUUAAUACAAUUGCAAAAAUGUCUAAAAACCUGUUUUUCGCAUUGUCAUUAUGGGGUAUUGUGUGUAGAUGGAUGAGGAAAAUGUUUUAUUCAAUCCAUUUUAGAAUAAGGCUGUAACGUAACAAAAUGUGGAAAAAAUCAAGGGAUCUGAAAACAUUCUGAAUGCACUGUAGAUCAAAACUGUGGUUCGUAGCGCUAUAAGUUUUUUCACCUUCAAACCUCUUUAGCUAUCUGUAGCUUUGGUUUCCUGCACAUACCAUUGGAAAGUAAUUCCUUUGCCAAAUUCCUGUUCCGUAGAAACUCUUUUAUCCCUCUGAUUGGCUGGGAUCAAUGUCUGUGUUGGCACUGGUCAUCAUCAAUAAUCAUAUCAAGCCAUUUCUAAGCAUUUUAUCCCCUACCUCUGACGGUUUGAUCUCUCCCUUUUACCUUUCUUGAACAGAGUUGAAUUCAAGUCAUGAAACAGUUGCACAGUGAGUUGUUCCUCAGCAUAAAAUAGUUUAACUCAAUGUCUAAUGACUAAAAGGGUGACUGGGAAAGCCAUUUUUGUUUCAAUGCAAAACCAGUUCAGUGCAGAACAUUGUGCCCUUGAAAGCCACAUGGCUUUGCCAAAAUGCAAAGCUGUCAGGCUUCAUAGUGAACCAAAUCUGGAACAGACCUGGGUUGAAAUAAAUUAUUAUUUAACAUUUCAAAUACCCUUAGAUACUCUGCCCUAAACGUUGGGCAAAAAGAGAGAGUAUUUUAGUAGUAUUUUUUUAACAAUAUUUGCCCACUGAAAUAGGCUACAUAGUUCAGAGAAACUUAAUAUAGAAACUCAAAUAGAGAUAAUACUUGAUCCAGAUCUGUUUUGGAAUAAGUCAUAUUUCUUUCAAUGUGAUGCAAUGCAAUUUUGUUUGGAUUCUAUUCCGUGCCCUGACGUUUUAUCUUCAGCUAUCUCUCAACAUCAAAAUCCGUUUUUUUCUUCUGAGGUAACUGCACAACCGUCCAAUCCCAUUCCUACUGUUACACACGCUGGUGCCUCAACUCUGACACCCUUUAGCAUUUUGGCACUGGUUAUCUUCAGAUCAAACUGGUUUUGUCUACUGUUGAUGACUGUGGGUUGCUGUGAGGUGUGGGGGGGAAUGCAUAGACACACAGAUGAGUCAUUUAGAGAGAGAGAGCCUUAAAGGCAGUGUGACUGGGAUGCUGUGUUUUCCCUCUUGCACCCCUUAUGCCUACAUAUAGUACAUGUUCAAUGCUGGAAAAUAAGCUAAAAAAGGCUUCCUCACAUUCCCCCCUGAUAAGAAUGAAUGAUGUACUAUGAUGUUCAUGUAGGCUACAAGAUUUCUGCCUGAUUAUUUACUGGUAAUACUCUCGAUCUCAGUUGUGGCUUUUUGCUCAUGGUGACAUAACCAGUCAGAACAACGUGGUCAUUUAACUUUUGAUCUCUUUUUAUUUCAAUCUUCACCACAAGCGUUUUUACUGUCCGUAUGUCCGUUUCUUUUUGCAAUCCUCCUCUUGUUUUGUUUUUCGAAAACACUCCCAGCUGUCAUCCACUUCACAGACACGUCGUUAAAUCAUCUCUUCAGAACCUCCUCAGUGCCGUUUGGUCUGCUACGCUGCCACAUGACAGGAUCCCCUAUAGAGGAGAGCAAUACUAAUCUACAACAAUACACAGCCCUCAACAGUACAGACAGAUAGAUUCACGGGCCUGAGGAGGGUCAGUCCUAUGUCCUAUAACAUUGUGGUGUAUAUUAGCAUUAGGUAAUAUAGACCUUGAUGCACUUUGCUUUGACUUGAAUCAGCUCCUUCCAGUGGAAUCUCGGGCAAAGCCCACAAUGAGCCACUGGAGGGUGCCAAUGUCUUAAAUGUGAACACUUCAAUUUGUGGAUAUUUGCACAGGUACUUUAUUUAUUUUUUAGAAUAAUAUCGUAAUAAAACAAUCUGCAUUUAUAUCAGCCAGUUUAUGGCUGUAUAGAAAAUAUAUGAAUAUAGUAUAUAUCUUAGAGCUCAAGGUUUAUUUAUAGCUAGAGCAAGGGAAGUACUUCUAGUUUAAAGCAGUUUCUGUCAAUGACAAUGUGGAACAAUACCAACCUGCAAUCCUGCAUGACUUCAAAGUUUGGGUUUUUGGGAGAGGGGGGGGGGGUUGAAAUGAUUCAUAUCCAUUAUUCAUAAAAAUGCAGUCAGUGUUUGGACAUAUAUAUAUAUAUAUAUAUAUAUAUAUAUAUAUAUAUAUAUAUAUAUAUAUAUAUGGUACAGAGAAAUGGUACCAAGUACAAAUGGCAGGCUUUUGGCCAAUUGCAAUGAUUUCAGUCAAUCUUCUAUUACUUACAGGGAAAUUGGUUCAAUUUGGACAAUUUUACUUCCUGAAUUCUGCAAAUGUAACUUAAAAGGAUUAUCCACUGGAUUUUCAGAAAUGUACUUCACAAGUCUCAGAUUUCCUCCACCCGUAUAACAAAAUGUAAAAUGUGUCUAAUGUGUUGUUGCAAAUUCUGACAUUUUAAAUUGAUGUUUCAAUUCACACUAUCCCUGAUAAACACAAAUGUCAGGCAGAUCUGAUAGGAAAACCGUGGGUGUGUUCAAGCAAUAGUAACGUCUGUUUAAGUCUUUACAGAAUUAAAGUAAAGCAUCUGGUUGAUGAACAUGCUAAGGUGAAGGAAAAAAAAUGAAAAAAAAAAAAUGAAAAAUGUUUCCAGGUGGAAUAUAAUACAAACCUAUGAAUUGCAGAAAGAUAGUUCGAUGUGUGCUGGUAUGCCUAUAAGAGACUGUCAGUGGUAUAGAUGGUUGUUGGACACAGUAUUGUGACCCCAGGGGCUCAGUAUUUAAGUAAUGUACAUUGUCAUGCUAGAACUGUUUAUUUUUGGAAAUGAUGUAAUAUGCAAUAGAGGCCAAUGAAACGGAUGAAGAGACACAUUUUGACCUGGACGCCUAGUUCUGUACACCCCUUGACCCCUUCAGAAACAAACCAUGUGAGAUUGUGUUACCCAAAAGCCCUGUUGCUUUUGGUCUAGAGAGAAAGUGAGAAACAUGGAGCGGACGAGAAAUUAAAUUCACAGAUGUUGCCAUUG